GCGUCCACGAGCGUCCCGUGUCCGUUCCAUUAGGACUCGAUUGGUGGCGCUUCGCGUUUCGGUGCCGGACCAGUUCUGCAGCAGCUUGCAGAUUUCGCCCCGACUGCCGGUCGCCUGCAGCAUUUCUUACUCCCAACGCCGUUCAGCUAAUUCCUCUCGCCCCGACCCUUCCUUUCAGUUUAACUCAAGUCGUCGGCAUGGCGGCAGCAGUCGGCUCGGCCUCGAUUCGCACGACCGCCUCUCGCUUUGCGUUGCUGAGGGUGGAGGGCGGUUCGUCCGAUUCCGACUCGGACUCCGGGCGGAUUAACGGCAGUCAUCGAACGGGGAAAGGUGGCCGUGUCGGAGCAGCUAAGAAAAACAGCAACGCACAGUCCGGGGCGGCGGGCGGUGGCGGCGGCGGCGGCAGUGAGAAAAAGAAACAGAAAAGGAGGAAGAAGAAAGAGCAGCUGCAGAGUGAAGCGAAUGAGCUACGAAGUCUGGCUUUUGGAAAAAGUAUAUCAAAGUCUUGUUCUCCCGGCAUAGUCGGAGUGAAUGCUGGGUCGUGUCAGUCAGAACAACUCUUGAACUGGCAGAAUCCACCAGUGGCAGAGGGUGAGAAGUGGGAGCAAUGGAGAGAAAAGGAUGAACAGCUGACCAACAAAUUGUAUGAAGCAGAUCUCCAGAAGGCUUUGCUGAUUAGCAAGUUGGAAUACGAAGAGCAUAAAAGUAGUUUAGAUGCAGAUAAUACUUCUCCUAAAACAAAAGGAACAAGUAGAAAGGAGAAACGAAAACACCUUCAAGGAAAAGAUAAACCAGCCACAGUUUCAUUGAAAGAUUUUCAGACUGACGGGAGUACAGAUCAGACAAAUAGGAAAUCUGAGGAGCCAACAUCAUUACAUGCAGCCACAGAAGAGAAUAGCUUCUUUAUUAAACUAGAAGAAGCCGCAAGUAAAAUACUAUCAAUGGAGAGGAGAAAGCAAUUAUCAAGUUCCAAUGGAUUGGACAGUAUUUCACAAGAGAGCCAAGAGGUUACUUCCAGUAAUGCAAUAACCGAACAUUUAAAAGAUCAACUGGAAAAGAAAGAACUCAAAAUUCUUCAGUUAAAACAAAUAGUUGCUGAGUGGGAAACAAAAUAUAAAGAAGUGAAGGCUAGAAAUGCUCAGCUUUUGAAGAUGCUACAAGAAGGUGAAAUGAAGGAUAAAGCAGAUAUACUUUUGCAAGUUGAUGAACUCUUGAGUAUUAAGAAUGAAUUAACUUUACAGGUUACUGGUUUACAUGCAGAGCUGGAACAAGAAAAGUCAAAAGUCAAAACUCUACAGGCUGAGUUAACAAAAUUCCAGGGAGGCAAGAAAGGAAAGAAAGUAUCUGAAUCUGAUCAUUGAAGGUUGCACCAUUUACAUACUAUGAAGCCCAUGGCAAAAAAAAGAAAACCCCACAGGAAUCCUUUCUACAGGGUGCCAUUGUAGACACUUGUUAUUGCAUAGUUGGAUUUCGCAAUUGAUUCGUUCUGCAACUCUAUAAAACUUUAGUGAAGGCUUUUCUCCUCCAUAUCACUUCCUCCCAGGAAGAGUUGGUUGGGAACUUUAAUUUUGCACUUUUGAUGGAAUGGACUAGGUACUGAAGACUGUAAUGUCUUGAUGAAUGACAAUUCAAAGCUUUCGCUUUAGGCUUCAGAAACCUAAACAUAAUAUCUUUUCUCUCCCAGAAGUUAAUUUUGAUUUGUAAUCAAUGACAUGCUAUAACUUAAGUGAAGAAUUACACCAUCUUGUUUUAGUUGCAAAUGUAUGGAAAUACAUUUUUUCACUUUAUGGAAAUGAAAAAAUGAACUCGUGGUUAUAAAGAGUAAGGUGAUUCUUUUUCAUUCUGAACCUCAAGGACUGGUCUCAACAAAAGUGAGGAGAGUAGAAGAGUUUGGGCAGCAUUGAGAUGGAAUUGAAAGAAGUAAUUGCCAACAAAUUAGUUUGUGAGGCUUCAGUUGAGUUCCUAUUUGGGAUCUUCUGUGCAAAAUGAAUGGAAAGGUGUGCUCAUCAAGUGAAUGAAAGCAAUAUUUUCACAAUCUGCUUCUUUGGUCCUUUAUAUAUUUGAUCCUGGGUUAAAAUAUUGUUUACCAGCUAUUAGCUUUAUGAAGAUGUACUAAUAAUAAUAUUUGUAAAUAACCCAGAGUUGUUUUUGAAACACAAAUCAUUU
This is a messenger RNA of Hypanus sabinus (Atlantic stingray), 2166 nucleotides long. RefSeq names its product G kinase anchoring protein 1 (gene gkap1). The record is from RefSeq and is a predicted model, not a curated record. Gene Ontology annotation, biological process: signal transduction. The coding region runs from base 198 to 1361 and encodes 387 amino acids. Gene Ontology annotation, cellular component: Golgi apparatus. The transcript has 11 exons. Lineage: Eukaryota; Metazoa; Chordata; Chondrichthyes; Myliobatiformes; Dasyatidae.